UAUGCGUACUUUCAAUAUGUAUACGUUCUUUACUUUGACAGUCGCUUGUUUAGCGAUAACCGCCCAUGGCUUUCCAGACACUCACAUUGUUGGUGGAAGGGACGCGCCGGUUGGCAAGUUCCCGUACCAAGUAUCUCUGAGAAAAUCCGGACGUCAUUUCUGUGGUGGAUCCAUCAUCAAUCAUAAUACCAUUCUUACUGCCGGUCAUUGUUUAGUAAUCUACCGCAUGAAUCCCAGUGCUCUCAAAUCGUUAACUAUUCACGCCGGCACAAAUCUGCUAAGCGAAAAUGGUACCGUCUACAAAGCUAAACAAGCUAUUAUUCACGAGACUUUCGAUAGUAUUAGAAUAAUCAAUGACAUCGGUUUACUUAUUCUGUCGACUCCAAUUGAAUAUACCAAAUAUAUACAGCCUAUAUCACUUGCAACUACCAAUGUUGCUCCUGGCUCUUACUGCAUCUUAGCUGGAUGGGGAAGAAUUGAGCUUGGUGGUAUAAUUCCUGACAAGUUACAAGAGAUUGAGUUAAAUGUAUAUGACCAAGAUAAAUGCCAUCAAAGUCAGAGAAGGGUACAAUUUAGUCACAUUUGCACACUCACCAGAAUAGGCGAAGGCGCGUGUCACGGAGAUUCCGGUAGUCCUCUUGUUUCUAAUGGUUUUCAGAUUGGUAUUGUCUCUUUUGGUACACCAUGUGCUCGAGGACGACCCGAUGUACACACUAGAGUGACCUCUUUCACAAAAUGGAUUAAAAAACAUAGUUUUGAAUGCAUUUAUUCGCUUCAAUAUCAGGCAACAAAUCUGCAACCAAAGAUGCGUGUGUUCGCUUGUCUUAUAUUUGUCGCUGUGGCAUACGCCACUAAAGGAGCUCCAUCUUUUAUUAUAAGUGAGGAUACUCCUAUUGACAUUAAAGAUGUAGCUCCUAUCGGCAAAUUUAGAUAUCAAGUAUCAAUAAGAAAAAAUGGCACACACAUAUGCAGUGGAUCUAUUCUUGAUGAUUUUAAUGUGUUAACUUCAGCAAAAUGUGUUGUUGGGUUGAAGUGUUCAACGGAUGAAAUAAUUAUCCAUGUCGGCACAAACUCUUUAAACAAUGCAGGAUAUAGUCAUAACGUAGAAAGUAUUAAUGUCCACCAAAAUUACGACGAAUUAUUAUGCUUUAAUGAUAUCGCCUUGAUUCACCUUAGCGAUCCUAUCAAAGAACGCAACGUACUAGUGUAUCCGAUAAAUCUUCCAAAAUCCAAUAUAAAUUUCGAAUGCAAGCCGUGCACGUUAUCCGGAUGGACAAAUGUAACAAAUGAAAACUUGCAACAAACUGAGUUGAUAGUUGAUAAGCAAAAAGAAUGCGCGAAAAAUCAUUGGGAACUGACUAAUAGCCAUAUCUGCACUAAAGCUCAAAACAGAACGAAUGAAUACAAGAUUGAUCUUGGUGCACCUUUGAUCGCUAAUGGAGUUCAAAUUGGAAUCGCUUCCUCCCCCUGUUCUGGAGAGCCAGAUAUUUACACAAAAGUGUCCAGUUUCCUGCCUUGGAUCAAAGCAAAUUUGAAGAAUUUAAGAGAGAUUUAAGAGAUAUUUAAUUUGUUUAUUACCAUUUAUUAUU
Molecule: messenger RNA, 1589 nt
Organism: Acromyrmex echinatior (Panamanian leafcutter ant)
Lineage: Eukaryota; Metazoa; Arthropoda; Insecta; Hymenoptera; Formicidae
Product: chymotrypsin-1
Biological process (GO): proteolysis
Molecular function (GO): serine-type endopeptidase activity
Source: RefSeq, a predicted model, not a curated record